This is a messenger RNA of Capsicum annuum, 2149 nucleotides long. RefSeq lists its product as uncharacterized. Bases 416 to 1840 code for a protein of 474 amino acids. The transcript has 3 exons. The record is from RefSeq and is a predicted model, not a curated record. NCBI's taxonomy places the organism in Eukaryota, Viridiplantae, Streptophyta, Magnoliopsida, Solanales, Solanaceae.
UAUCGGGAAUAUUAAGAAAAAGUUUAUUACUAUCGUGCUAAUGAUGUCGUUUUGGACAAGAACCUCAUAAACGACGGCGCGUAAUGUGCAACUGCAAACAAAAACCGACAGAGAAAAGAAACAACUGAAAAAAAAGGGAUGCUGAAACUGCUGGCGCUGAGGGGUAGUGGGUCUACUGUCACUGACAGAGGAUGAGUGAACAUCGUGUCCUUUGAACAACUUAAAAGUAACAAAAUUAAGCAAAACGCUUCACCCUGAUUGUAAACAUAUCCAUCUUUUUAUCCCCUUGUACUCACUUUUUUCAGGUUUGUUUUGCUUCUGGCUUUUCUGUUGAUGUUCAGACAUAAUUGUUUGUUUUAAUGGACAUGUUUCAACUUUGAAGUUCUUGCAAAAUGUGCAGAGGAAUGGGCUUAUAAUGGCUGUGGCAGAAGCAAGAACCGCUUGGCAAAGAGCAGCUAAUCGAUAUUUGGUUCAGGAGGAUGCCAAACGAGCUCCAAAGUUGGCGUGCUGCUCAUCAGCAUCACCCUCAUUGAAACAGGUUGAUACUGGGCCUGCAGAUGGUGCUGAUGCACAAAAUCCUCCUGGCACAUGUUUCCUGCCUUUCAACAGGAACUCUUCAUAUUGUGAUUUAUCCCCUAAUUCAAGAUGGUGGCUUCAUCUUCAACCUAAUUAUGGGUAUCAUAAGGGCUUAGUGAGUGAAGCGGUAGAUUCUAUGGAAGCAGAGAUGGAGAACACAGGACUAGCUUUAGAUUCAAUCCCGAAAAGUAGCGAGCUCUGUGAUCAGAGUGAAACAGCUGGUAGUUACGUGGAUGAAAUUAUUGUAGGUGGAUCUCUAGGUUCUCAGGUUGCAAGGUCUGCAAGCCUUGUAAACAAUGACUUGGGAAUAGGAUGCAAAGAACUAACAGAUGUGUUUACUGAAAUUUCCAAGGAUAGUUGUAACCUCGAGGACACAGUGAAUACUUAUGAAGCAAGUAAGAGGGGUAUGGUUGAUCUUACAGCCGGUAAACAAGUAGAUGAGCUUUCAUUUGAUACAGAGUAUCCUUGGAUUGGUGUUGAGAAAACGGAGCCAUGGUGGCGAACUGCAGAUAGAGAGGAACUAGCUUUAUUGGUUGCACAGAGAUCACAUGACUUUAUGGAGAAUUGUGAUCUUCCCCAGCCUCCGAAUAAUCUUGUUAAACGGGACCACAAUUUGGAUGUUGACAGUAAGAUUUAUGCUUCUUCUGUGGGUCCAAAAGCUGGAUGUAUGCAUCAACACAAUACGAAUAUUCAUAAACGUGGCAAUCUUUCCUUUGAACGUCCGUCUCAGUUAGAUGCUGAAGGGAACUUGCAGCGUCAUGCUUGCAAGGCGUCAAGUUUGAGGAACAGGGACACCCCUAGCCAAAAGCUUGUGCCUGAAACGAACACAUCUGGAGAUGAUGAAAGCAAGGCCCAACUACUAAAAGCACUUUGUCAUUCUCAAACGCGUGCAAGGGAAGCUGAGAACGCGGCGAAGCAAGCCUUUGCAGAGAAGGAGCACGUCAUUCAACUGGUAUUUAGACAAGCAUCACAACUUUUUGCCUACAAGCAAUGGUUCCAGCUACUGCAACUAGAGAACUUCUACUUUCAGAUUAAAAACAAGAAAAACCAGCCGAUAUCGGCCAUGUUACCAGCAAUGUUACCAUGGGUGCCCCAGAAAACAAAGAAAUUCCGGAAGAAGUCUGCUAGGGUGAAACGAGCCAAGCGAGCCCGUCCCAAGUAUGACUUGAGCCGAUAUGCAGUUGUUUUCGCACUAGGUUUGGGUCUUGUUGGUGCAGGAUUGCUUCUUGGGUGGACGGUGGGGUGGAUGUUACCGACGUUCUGAGCUGUGUAGAUUGUAUCCAAUUUUCCUGUUAAUACUAGAUUUGUGAAGAUUGGUUUACAGGGGAGUUGACUGUGUCUAUGGAUGUUAGUUGUAUGAUAGAUCAUUUCUCCAAUUACCUUUUAGUACUCGAUUGAAUCGAAACACUGAGCUUUCCCUCAGCUUGUACUUGAAGACAAGCAACAACAAGCAUGUAUGUAUGUAUGUAUCUUAGGCAAGUACUAUGUUUUUACUUCCCGAAAGUCGAUGGUUUCUACAGACUCUUCCCUUUUCAUGAUGAAGGAAUCCAUGGAAAUUACUAUUGUUGAGCCA